Sebastes umbrosus (honeycomb rockfish) is the source of this 5981-nucleotide messenger RNA. RefSeq names its product potassium voltage-gated channel subfamily KQT member 2 (gene kcnq2b). The transcript has 19 exons. Gene Ontology annotation, molecular function: voltage-gated potassium channel activity. Gene Ontology annotation, cellular component: membrane. The coding region runs from base 306 to 3092 and encodes 928 amino acids. The record is from RefSeq and is a predicted model, not a curated record. Gene Ontology annotation, biological process: transmembrane transport; potassium ion transport. Lineage: Eukaryota; Metazoa; Chordata; Actinopteri; Perciformes; Sebastidae.
UUUGAUCAUCUGAUCUGUGGCUUUUUUAAAAUGAUUUUUUUUUUUAUCUGUGAGCUGAUCAAUAGCUGUCGGUGACGUCAUCCCACUUCCUUUUUGUGCGGGAAGUCGGUGAGAAAAAAAAUCUGCUGAUCAGCCAAUCUGCUGCUGUCUGUCGCCCUGCGGGUUUUAUUUUCCUCCAUCCCUCUCUCCUCCUCUCCUCUCCUCCUCCGCUCCGUAGCAGCGAUGCUCCCGCCGGGUCUGGCCGGCCUCGGUGCUCUGCCUGCGGGCUGGCAGUAGAUCGGCAGGUCGGUGCAGGUCCCUCCGUCAUGGUGCAGAAAUCCCGGAACGGCGGGGUGUUCCCCGGAGCGCAGGCCGACCAGAAGAAGCUGAAGGUCGGCUUCGUGGGUCUGGAGGCCGGGGGGACCGAGUCCAGCAGGGACGGAGCUCUGCUCAUAGCAGGUGGGGAGGAGGGUCCUCGGCGGCAGCGCAGCAGCGUAUCUGGAAGAAAGAAACCUCCGAAGCGAAACGCUCUCUACAGACGACUGCAGAUCUUCCUGUACAACGUCCUGGAGAGACCUCGAGGAUGGGCCUUCAUCUACCACGCUUACGUGUUCCUGCUGGUGUUCUCCUGUCUGGUUCUGUCUGUGUUCUCCACCAUCAAAGAGUAUGAGAAGAGCUCAGAGGACGCUCUCUACAUUCUGGAAGUGGUAACCAUCGUGGUGUUCGGGGUGGAGUACAUUGUGAGGAUCUGGGCUGCAGGUUGCUGUUGUCGGUACAGAGGAUGGAGAGGACGACUCAAGUUCGCCAGAAAACCUUUCUGUGUCAUCGACAUCAUGGUGUUGAUAGCGUCCAUCUCAGUGUUGGCUGCAGGGACUCAGGGGAACGUCUUCGCCACUUCAGCCAUCAGGUCGCUCCGUUUCCUUCAGAUUCUGAGGAUGAUCAGGAUGGACCGACGGGGAGGAACCUGGAAACUUCUGGGUUCAGUUGUCUACGCCCACAGCAAGGAGUUGAUCACUGCAUGGUAUAUCGGCUUCCUGUGUCUCAUUCUGGCCAGUUUCCUCGUUUAUUUGGCAGAAAAAGAGGACAACGAACAGUUUGAGACGUAUGCAGACGCCCUCUGGUGGGGACUGAUUACCUUGACAACCAUCGGCUACGGAGACAAGUUCCCCAUCACCUGGAACGGACGUCUGCUGGCUGCAACCUUCACUCUGAUCGGAGUUUCAUUCUUUGCUCUGCCCGCGGGGAUCCUGGGUUCUGGUUUUGCUCUGAAGGUUCAGGAGCAGCACCGACAGAAACACUUUGAGAAGAGAAGAAACCCAGCAGCCGGACUCGUACAGGCGGCGUGGAGGGUUUAUGCCACAAAUCUGAGCCGAACUGAUCUGACUUCAACCUGGGAUUAUUACGAGAGGACUGUCUCCGUCCCCAUGUACAGGUUGAUUCCCCCUCUCAAUCAGUUGGAUUUAUUGAGGAACCUCAAGAACAAAUCAGGACUCUCAUUCAGGAAGGAUGCCCAGCCUGAACCGUCUCCCAGUCAGAAGGUCAGUCUGAAGGAAAGGGUCUUCUCGUCUCCCCGGAGUUCAGGAACCAAAGGGAAAGGUUCUCCUCAGCACGUGGCUCCCACAGUCGUCCCCGGUGUCGCUCCUGGUGUUGGUCCUGGAGUUCCUGGAGUCCUGGGGAGCGUCCAGGCCCUGCGACGGUCCCCCAGCAUGGAGCCCAGUCUGGAGGAGAGUCCCAGCAAGGUUCCAAAGAGCUGGAGCUUUGGAGAACGUAGCAGAACCAGACAGGCCUUCAGGAUCCGAGGAGCUGCCUCCCGCCAAAACUCUGAAGUGCUGAUAGAGAUGCAGGACGAAGAGUUCAGACAGAAGAACUCCCCAGAGGCCAGCCUGCCAGGAGAAGACAUGGCUGACGACAACAAGAGCUGCCACUGUGAGUUCGUCCCUCAGGAUCUGACCCCGGGGUUAAAGGUCACCAUCAGAGCCAUCUGUAUAAUGCGUUUCAUGGUGUCUAAGAGGAAGUUUAAGGAGAGUCUUCGUCCCUAUGACGUAAUGGACGUGAUCGAACAGUAUUCAGCCGGACACCUGGACAUGCUCGCCCGCAUCAAGAACCUCCAGUCAAGGGUGGAUCAGAUCGUCGGCAGAGGGACACCAACAGCAGACAAGGACCGUCCCAAAACAGCCAGUGAGGAGCUUCCUGAGGACCCAAGCAUGAUGGGACGGUUGGGGAAGGUGGAGAAGCAGGUCCAGUCCAUGGAGAGAAAGUUGGACUUCUUGGUUAACAUCUACAUCCAGCGAAUGGGAAUCCCUCGGGCUGAGACCGACGCCUACUUUGGAUCCAAGGAGCCAGACCCGGCCCCGCCCUACCAAAGUCCAGUGGAUCAACUGGUGAAGAGCCAGUCCAUCUCCAAGAUCCCACAGGUGGUGCCUGCCGACCACAUCGAGAAGAGUCGUUUUGCGACAAAGAUGGUCCGCUCCAGCAGCUCCACCGGACACAGGAACAACAACGCCCCCACCUGCCCGCCCUCCACCUCCUGGCAGCCAAUCAGUUCCCAGCUCCAGCAGCAGGUCCCGCCCCCUGCUCACCGCAGCCACGGCAACACUCCGAGUCCAGUGGGGGAUGGGUCACUGGUUCGACUCCCACCUCCACCGGCCGGAGAGAGACACGGCGGGAACCGAUCGAACCGGCACAGCACCGGAGACCGAGGGGGGAAGAAAGAGAGACCAGAGAGGGGAGGAGACGGGGCCAAUGGGACCGGGGCAGGAGGAGGGGAGGAGGCGAAGCCGGACAGUGACGCCUCCAUCCCGUCUGUGGACCACGAGGAACUGGAGCGCUCCUUCAGUGGCUUCUCCAUCUCCCAGUCCAGAGAGAACCUGGACUUCCUCAACAACAGCUUCUACUCCUCCACAAACCUGGGAGACCACCGAGGAGGAAGAGGAGGAGGAGCAGGAGCAGGAGCAGGAGGAGGAGGAGGAGGAGGAGGAGCAGGAGCAGGAGGAGGAGGCGCCGCCCGCUGCGCCACCAUCCGGCCAUACAUCGCAGAGGGGGAGUCGGACUCUGACUCGGAGCUCUGCGCUCCCUCGCCUAACUCGGACCAGGCCUGGACCGGAACCAAGUAGAGCCGGAGGUAAACCAGAACAGAACCAGUUCAACAAUUAAAGUAAUAAUCACACCAGCUGGAGUUACAGAGUGAAGCAUCAUGGGAACUGUGAAUGGCACAAAGCACCAGGUAUCACGGUGGUUUUAUUCAUGCGAAUGUUUUAACCUGUACAGCAAAUGUUUGUUCUCACUAUCACUGAUUGGUUCACUGCUGGGUCACGCUCACACCUGAUUGGUUCACUGCUGGGUCACGCUCACACCUGAUUGGUUCACUGCUGGGUCAAGCUCACACCUGAUUGGUUCACUGCUGGGUCACGCUCAUACCUGAUUGGUUCACUGCUGGGUCACGCUCACACCUGAUUGGUUCACUGCUGGGUCACGCUCACACCUGAUUGGUUGCUUGUUUCCAUGUUGAAGACACUUGUAAACACUAUUAUCAGCAUCACAUAACUGCACCCCACUGUUACAUUUAUUUAUACAUUUAUUGUUUUAAAAAUUCUGACACAAAGCAACAAAAGACACAUCACCAUGUCAACAGACUCUCCUGUUGUUUGUUUGUUUGUUUGUUUGUUGUCUCUAUUUCCUCUCCAGAGCUCAAACACAGAUUUAUCCUGAGCUUUCAGCAGAAACCUGAACCUCUCUGCAGAUAAACUCUUAAACUAACUCUGCUGUGACGUCUUGCAGGGUGGAAGUGAACGUCAUGAAAGCGUCCUUUGUUUAUUCUGCCCUCUAAAGGCAGAGAGCUGUAACGACAGAAACUGGGAUGCUGGGAGAAAAGUUUUCAGGCGGGAUGACAAACUGAAUUAACAGAUACAAAGGUUGUGAUGUCUUCGUUUUAUGUCUUUUUAGAUUAUUUUGUCAUAGACCCAAACAGGUUUCCUAAAAAAUGUGUAUCUGCACUCCAUCUUUGGAUAUUCUUCAGGUGAAGAUCUUUCAUUUUAUUUCCAUCAGUCUUUUUAUUACGGAAGCCCUGAAAGGCAAGCGAGAAUCUUUUUUUUCUGGUGAUCCAUUUUUUAAGUCUGAUCUGAAUAAUUUUUCUCUCCUGUGUUUAUGGCUUAACAACAGGUGAACAAAUGUUUUGCCAGAAUAUUCUUUUUUUUCCUGUGAAACAGGUGGAAAAAAAAUGUAAGUACAGUUUUUUCUACCUGUUUCACAGGAAAAUAAGGAACUUUUAGCUGAACUAGUUGAAAGUUUCAACUUGUAUCUUCGCCCCCCAUCCACGCUGCCCCUUUUAAUACAUCACAAAGUCAGAUUCUGGUCUAAUCUCAGAUUUAUUGUCACUGUUCUGGGAUUAAUUCAGGAUCCAUUCAGGACCGCCUCCCACACAGUGGAUGUUUCAAUCUGGAACCAGGAUUUUAUCAAAGUAACCUGUGGAAUACAGGUUACUUUGAUAAAAUCCACAAAACAACGUCGUUAGCCAUCAGCUCUUGGCCUUGGAAGUAGCACUGGGUUACUAACGCUAGUUAGCCUGACAUGCUAAAGUUAGCAGCUUACAUUAGCACACUGUUUAAUCCAUUCCUUACACUUUUGCUGUUGUGUUUUUGGAAAGUUGAUAAAAAAAGACACGACCUACCAAAAAUCCAUCGCUAGACAGACCUGCUGCCUAGUUACAGUUGCUAAGCUGUGAUUGGACAAUCGCUCUUCGGGGGAGGAGUCAGUUCAGACUCGGAUGGUGACGUGAACAGUGUUGACCAAUCAGAAACUCAGUUCAUCAACUCAAUUACAUGAGGUCACACAAAAACAUUAGUAUGUAUAUAUAGACUGUAUCCCCAACUAAUAAUUAGUUUAGGAUUAAUAUUCAUUACUCAAAUGUAAUCAUCCCCAACUGUGAAUUAUUUUAUGAUUAAUAUUCUUCACUAAAUCCCAACAGUUGAUUCAGUAACCCAGCGACAGGAAUGUAAAUGACGUAAUACUGAAGAGUUUUUAUUCACAGAGAUGAGCAGAGCCGUCCAGCAGGGGACAGUCGGGAGGGUCAGUCUCACUUCAGGAAACCAAAAUAAGACAAACCUACCAAAAUAAGAGUCUCUUUUACUGCCUGAGCUAUUUGCUUCCCUCUGGACAAUGAGUUCAACAUUUCUGAGCAGCAGUGGAGCUAAAAACCUAAAGUUUGUCCUGAGGGGGGGCGCAUGAGUUAAGCCCCGGCCCCCAGGAACCACAGAUAGGAGGUGUAAACAUGACGGAUUGUACUGAGGAGGUUUCAUCAUCAGGAGGAAGAUGGACAGAGGUAGAUGCUAGAAUGUACCCACCAAACGUAGGUAACCUAUCCUAACCAUUCCAGGUCAAUGCCUAACCUCAACCAUCUCACGAGAGUUUCGCACAUGAACUACAUUCAGUGGGUACAUACUAGCAUCUGCCAUGGACAAACUGUAAACGUUCAGUUAAUUAACUGUAUGUACAUCUGAUCAAUCAGCUAAGGAUCAAUGUGUGAUCAGCUGAUCAAUCAGCUCUCCUUUGAUUGGCUCAUGAAAGAGACUCAUUCACUGACCUGCUGCCUGUUGACUCGCUUUAACGCAUUCGUUCAUUUGAAUGACAACACAUUUUAUUUACUGUUUCCCUGGAGACCAGUGAGUUUCCGAACAAAGAAAAGGAAACAGUCGUCUUUGUUGUACUCUUUUUUUUUUUCUUUUUUCAGUAAGUAAAACUGAAAAUAUUAAGCUAAUUAUUUAAUUUGUGUUUUGUGAAGGAUUUCCGUCCGUCUGUCCACCUGUGUGUCCAGACAUCCAGAACAGGUUUAAACCACAUGGACUCGCUGUCUGUCAGUCCACAUGAAAGUUGUUUAAAUGUGUUUUGGAGAAAAAAACGGUACGACUAUAAAUUUAUCUUGUUUCAUCCAAACUGUAUGUUUGUACAGAACAUUGCCUGUUUUGAUUGUAUUUCAAUAUUAAUUAAAAACCUUUAACCACAACAAA